Syngnathus acus (greater pipefish) is the source of this 3391-nucleotide messenger RNA. RefSeq names its product TBC1 domain family member 14-like. Lineage: Eukaryota; Metazoa; Chordata; Actinopteri; Syngnathiformes; Syngnathidae. Bases 396 to 2501 code for a protein of 701 amino acids. The transcript has 14 exons. The record is from RefSeq and is a predicted model, not a curated record.
CACCCUGUCGCAAGUUUGUUUUAAAAUGGCGGCGGAAACAGGCAGACAGGUACAAGAUGAGAACUAAACCGACUAAAUUUAUUCAUUUCCUCGACUCGCGUUGCCGACCAAACACCGGGGAGGUGUUAAUAUUUCUUCAAGAGGGUGCAACCCCGCUUCGCUCCCACUGAGGGUCGCCUUAAAGACAAGUGGACGUAAAAGCGAGCGAGUUCCGUUCCAAGUGUUUUUUGUUUUUUUUUCACCCCUGCGUCGCUAAAUGACCUCGCGGUGGUCUUGUUUGUCCACGUCAAACUGCGUUGAGGAGAAUUCGGGGAGGUGAUAGUAGUUUCCGCAUCACCAUGGAGCGAUGCUGCCCGAGGACGACUGCUGGCCACCUGUAGCUUCGAACGGCCCCCAUGGCGAACCCGACCCACUGUGACUGUGGUCGGACGGAGAGCCGCGGUGGUGGUUCCGGACGAGUCAUCGUGGAGAAUGGUUGCACAGUAAGAAGCUUGUCUGUCUCCAGUCAUCACGACGUCUCCAAGCAGCACAUCUCUGACCUGAGCACGGUGCUUCAAAGUGAAUCAACACCAUGUCCCCCUUCAACCUCCGUUUUCCACAGCAGCCCACAGAAGCUCAGUCUCGACCUAGACAGUCACAGUCUGACAUCCCAGGACUCUGGCAUCCCAACAUUGGAGCUCAACCCUCCGGAUCUCACCGGAUUGGACUCUCCCGCAACUUUAACAUUAGACGACGACCCCUCCGACGGCAACGGCGUGCCCAAGUCGUCCAGCUUCCCGCGCAGCGGCUUCGACAACACCCGCUUCUUCAGCCCGGGCCUCAGAUUGCCCAGCGCCGCCACGGGCCACCGAACCUUCAACCGCAGUGACGACAUCUCCGUGUGCAGCGUGUCCAGCAUGAGCACGGAGCUCUCGGUGUCCAACGAGGACAUCGUGCAUUUCACCGUCACUUCCGACUCGAGCGCCAUCGUCACCUUCGAGACGGACGACGGCUGCAUGGCUCCCUUCUCAGACGUGGAUCUUGCUUCGUUGCCGGUAUACUCGAAGGACCUCGAUGGUCGGUUCCAAGCUUCCUCCACUGGAGACAUGAGACAAGAAGAGGAUGGCAGGCAAAAGAAACUUGGAUCGCUCACCAGCUUGUUCAAGAGGAGUCUCUUUGCUAGGAAAGUGAAGGACAGUCGCUCAGUGGAACAGCGGGACGCCGGAUGGAAGCUGUUCGGGAAGGUGCCACCACGUGAGGUGCCCAUCAAGGACCCCAAAAGAAUACAAAAGGAAUAUGAAACAAAAACUGGCAGAGCUGGACACGGCAAUCUGACGUCCCCCAGGCAGAAUGUGAGGAAAAACCUGGACUUUGAGCCGCUCUCCACCACCGCUCUCAUACUGGAGGACAGACCUGCUAACCUUCCAGCCAAGCCGGCCGAGGAGGCCGAGAAACACAGGCAGCAAUACGAAGAGAUGGUGGCCCAGGCCAAGAAGCGAGAGCUAAAGGAAGCCCAGAAGAGGAAGAAGCAGCUGGAGGAGCGCUGCAAGCUGGAGGAGAGCAUCGGCUCGGCCGCUCAGACUUGGAACCAGGAGAUCUUGCCCAACUGGAGCGCCAUGUGCACGUCUCGACGAGUGAGGGACUUGUGGUGGCAGGGCAUCCCGCCCAGUGUCAGAGGCAAAGUGUGGAGCCUGGCCGUGGGCAACGAAGUCAACAUCACGCAUGAGCUUUAUAACAUCUGUCUGGCACGGGCCAAAGAAAAGUGGAGGAGCACACCAGCUAGCGCACCAGAGGCGGAAAGCCAAGAUGCGGACUCGUCAAAUCGGGAGUCAAGCUUGGAGCUGAUCAAGCUGGACAUCUCCAGAACGUUCCCCCAGUUGUGCAUCUUCCAGCAGGGCGGGCCCUAUCAUGACGUGCUGCACAGCAUUCUGGGAGCUUACACUUGCUACCGGCCCGAUGUCGGCUAUGUGCAGGGUAUGUCGUUCAUAGCGGCAGUGCUCAUCCUGAACCUGGACACGGCCGACGCCUUCAUCGCGUUUGCAAACCUGCUCAACAAACCUUGUCAGAUGGCCUUCUUCCGCGUGGACCAUAGCCUUAUGUUGACCUACUUUGCUGCAUUUGAGGUGUUCUUUGAGGAAAACCUACCAAAGCUCUUUGCACAUUUCAAGAAGAACAACCUGACCCCCGAUAUUUAUUUGAUCGACUGGAUCUUCACCUUGUACAGUAAGUCUCUCCCACUGGACCUGGCGUCUCGCGUGUGGGACGUCUUCUGCCGAGACGGCGACGAGUUCCUGUUCCGCACGGCGCUGGGCCUGCUGCGCCUCUUCCAGGACGUAUUGACCAACAUGGACUUCAUUCACAUGGCCCAAUUCCUCACCCGCCUGCCCGACCUGAUCCCCGCCGAGCAGCUCUUCCAGCACAUCGCCGCCGUCCACAUGACCAGCCGCAACAGGAAGUGGGCGCAGGUUCUGCAAACGUUACAGAAAGAUCCGGAGCGAGGCAGUCCGGUUCUGAAGCGCUGACGCGCGGAGGAAACGCAGCAGCAAAAAAAAAAAAAGACGGAACUCGAGUCGUUUAACGGAGCUACGUCGUGAGUAACGGAGCAGGGGUGCCUUAUUUCACCAAGUCGAGCCGCAAGACGACACACUCCCGGACCCCAUGGGACCACCAAGAUGCCAGUUAUCACUUUGUCACUCGGUUCUUGUACGUUACAUGUCGAGAUCCUCUGCAAACGAGGUCAGAAGCUGCCUUUCAAUAUUCCCGCGACCUAUCGUAACUAACCACUUCAUUCCACAUUUCAGCUCGUUCGUGUUUGUUUUGUGUGAGGUGUGUGUUUAUUGAAAGGGGCUAAAAAAAAGUCCUGUCGGACUCAUUUGUUCAUCUCAACUGCUACGGUAAAGAUGUUGCACUUUUCCUUCAAGCUGUUUCCAUUUCGGCGGUGAGAAUUUGGGGUAUCAUUUUUUUUUCCUUCUUCUUUUGGACCAUUGUUCAAUUUGAUGAGAUUUUGUGGGUUAACAGGAAACAUCUUUGUUUUUUUUUGUUUUUAAAGCUGUCUGUGUGGUUUUGCACUCCCCCAAGCACAGCAACCCACCACAGACCUGCAAUAAGACUUUUUUGCACAUUGGGCCUUUCGGGUGCAUCAUAUGUCAUCCCUCCGGCUCGCUUCAGUUUGGAGAUGUGUAUUUUUACCCGUGUGUGUGUGUGUGUUUCCAGAAUGAGACGCGCCCCUCUGAAAAUCUUUUGUUACAUGCGACAAUGACUCGUUUGAUCCACGGAAUUGAAUGUAAACUUUGAUUGCACUCUCAUGUCUUUCAUUUUGCUGUCCUCUCCACGUUUGGGUUUUUAUUGCUUUGGACUGACCGUUGGAGCGCAACGAACUUGUCAUUUGACCAAAUAAAGGACUUGCAAAUAU